Fundulus heteroclitus (mummichog) is the source of this 1126-nucleotide messenger RNA. RefSeq lists its product as uncharacterized. Lineage: Eukaryota; Metazoa; Chordata; Actinopteri; Cyprinodontiformes; Fundulidae. Gene Ontology annotation, molecular function: signaling receptor activity. Gene Ontology annotation, cellular component: membrane. The transcript has 4 exons. Gene Ontology annotation, biological process: adaptive immune response. The record is from RefSeq and is a predicted model, not a curated record. Bases 21 to 671 code for a protein of 216 amino acids.
CAUUGUGGUGUUGUUGCACAAUGAGGCUCUUGGCUUGCUCCGUGUUGGUCCUCUGUCUUUCUGCCUGUUCAGGGCGCAAAGUCAUUUUCACAGACGUUGGGGCGAGCAUCUCUCUGAGUUGUUACUCUGAUGGAUGUCCAACAGACAAAAAUCUGUAUCUGUAUCAUGAACUUGAUAAGAAGGAAGAGGUGCUGUUCUCUCAUUCAAAAACUCCUAACGCCGCCCCGCGACUAAUGUACCAGGACAGGAUCCAGACAAACAACUCUGCCCGGAACUUCACCAUCAGCAACCUGACAGUGAACGACGCCGGAAUCUACACAUGUGCCUACACGGAACCUGGCAGCAAUAUAAUUUGCAACAUCUACGCUGUUUUCAUAAAAGAGGUCCCAGUUCCAUGUGAACUCAAAACCCCAUCCAAUCCCAGCCCACCUCCCACCACCUUUGGGACAGAACAACCCCUGGUGAUGUACAUCGUUUUCAUCUGCGUCAUUGUCGUGCUGGCCAUGUGGAUCGUCUUCUUGCUGAUCAUCCCGAGGGUAAAAGGGUGGUGUGAAAGAAGAAGAAGAAGAAGAGCGCAAUGCGCCCCUACUGUCUACGUUGAUAAUGUGUAUGAAACCAUGACGAAGAACCAGGGAGACCCGAUACCUGAAGCUCAAACUUUAUCAGUUUAGAAAUGGAAUGGAUAUGAACGUGGGGGACCUCCUCUGCCAGAUUUACUUGUUUUUCACAUUUGAAGUUUUCGUUCGAGAAUUACUGUGCUAAUGAACUAUAAUGCAUCUUUUUUUUUUUUCAAGCGCUUCAUUAACUCGUAAACCUUUGAGCGUUCCAAUAAUCACGUUCACCAAAUACAUCCCACUCAGGCCCUAAACAUUAGAGGAUUUUAUUUGUAAUUCCAUCUGCUUGUGUUUGUUCCUAAAAGUCAUUUCAAAUGCUUUUCUAAAGCGAGCAUCAAGCCAGCACGAUCGUUCAAACUAGUCAUCUCAGGAAGUCAGAGAGCUAAACCAGACGCAUUGAGAACAGAUGUUGUGGGCUGCAAAUUGAGGAACUGAAACAGUUAUAAUAGAGUGGUUUCCUCGUCUACAUUGUUAAAACGUUAAUGUCUCUGUUUCAACCAUCAUAUGGGGGG